AUGGACUUCAGUAAAAUCAACUUAAGUAGUUAUGUGCCAGCAAUGCCUUAUAAAGUUCGUGAACUAUUAGACAAAGCAACAAAUAUGGUUAUGAAUUAUACAGAAACAGAAGCAAAAGUUGUAGAAGCAACUAAUGAUGAGCCUUGGGGACCAUCAGGUAAAUUAUUACAAGAACUUUCUCAAUUAUCAUAUUCAUAUGAACAUUUUACUGAGUUAAUGGGUAUGCUUUGGAAACGAUGUUUUGGACAAGAAAAAAAAUUUUGGCGACGAACAUACAAAUCAUUACUUGUUUUAAUCUAUCUAAUAAAAAAUGGUAGUGAUAAAGUGGUAACAUCAGCUCGGGAACAUCUGUAUGAUUUAAAAAGUCUGGAAAGUUAUUCUCAUCAUGAUGAACAAGGCAAAGAUCAAGGCAUUAAUGUACGACAUAAAAUAAAAGAAAUAGUUGAAUUUAUACAAGAUGAUGAUCGACUUCGAGAAGAACGUAAGAAAGCAAAAACGAAUCGAGAUAAAUAUGUUGGUGUUGGCAGUAAUACAUCAACUACUCGUUAUGGUGAUAGUUGGAAUGAUUAUGAUGAUUCAAAUAGUGCCAGUGGAAGUAGUAAUACAACAAAAAAAAAAGAUUUUGUUGAAUUAGAUGGUCGUUGGCGUUCAACAAAUCCAUCAAUAUUUGAAGAAGGUUUUAAUAAAGCUGAAGAUUUAGCACAUAAAAUGAAAGAAUUAGUACUUGAUCAACGACGUCCAUCUCAUGAAUAUUCACCGGAUGUGAGUGAUGAUGAGGGUCGAUAUUCGAAGAAGUCUGAUUUCCAUGAUAAACCAUGGAAUGAACAAAAAAAUGAUCAUCAAAGUAAACCAAAGGAAACAAAUUUUGAAGUAAGAAAGCCAUCAUUAACAACAAAUGAUACUCAACCGUCUUCACAAACUCGAGUAGGUUUGAUACGACUUUCUUCUACAACAAAUAAAAAACCACAAACAAUUCCACAAAUUCCGACUUCAGUUCCACCUCAAGCUCCUGUUGGUGAUUUAUUAGGUGACGAUGAUGGCUUUACACCAUACGUUCAAGCUCCAAGCGUUAAAUCUCCAAUUGAUGAUGAUUUUGGUCAAUUCCAUGAAGCACCAAACAUUCCAACGAAACAAGUGAUAUCUCCAAUUAAUACAGUACAACCUUCACUCUGGCCAACAGCAACAACAACAACAACAACUCCAUCACUUCCAGCAUCAUCAUUGCUAUUUGAUCCAUUUGAAUCAUUAGAACAAACUACAUCAACUUCAAGUAAUCUCGUCCAACCAAUAGAUCCAUCAUCAACAUCAUUAUUCACAACACCCAAUGUAACUUCUUCAAAUGAUUUAGAUCUAUUUAUGAUGCCAACUCAAACGACUCAACAAUCAUCAAUGUUUUUUCCUGCUCAACAACAACAACAGCAGCAGCAGCAAUCAUUUGGACGUCCACCGAUGUUUCAACAGCAACAACAAUCCAUGAUGUUUGCACAAACACAACAACAACAAUUUAAUAAACCAAAUAAUAAUGGAUUCAAUGCUGUAUUUCCUGAUUCAUCUCCGGCAGUUGCUCAAUCGCAGCAACUUGCCAACAUGGAGAAACAGAAUACUUGGACAUCAGCACAAGGUAAAAUUGAUAUAUCAUUAAAUAAUCUUAUACCACAUACACGUGGUGAUCCUCACAAAAAUUCUCUACCUCUGAAUCAAUUAACCAGUCCAACAAGUCCAACAAAUAGUGAUUUUUCAUCAUUAAUGAUGAUGAAUAACAAUACUCAAUCUAUAUUUUCGAAUUCAACACUUCCAAUGAACGGUUCUGGUAACCGUCCAAUACUCAAGUGA
Messenger RNA from Adineta steineri, 1833 nucleotides. The record is from the annotation of a GenBank genome assembly. NCBI's taxonomy places the organism in Eukaryota, Metazoa, Rotifera, Eurotatoria, Adinetida, Adinetidae.